AUGGCGAAAGGAGCAGAUUUCUUUUGUCUCCUUGUCUUGUUUUUGAGUUCAGUCUCAGCAAUCAUAGAUGAUCCUCAAUAUAAACAAGUGUAUGUUGUCUACAUGGGCUCACUUCCGUCUCAACUAGAAUACACACCAAUGUCGUAUCAUAUGAGUAUUCUUCAAGAAGUCACCGGAGAAAGUUCGGUGGAAGGUCGUUUAGUGAGAAGUUACAAGAGGAGUUUCAACGGUUUCGCUGCCCGACUCACUGAGUCAGAACGAGAAAGAGUAGCCGAAAUGGAGGGAGUUGUGUCUGUGUUUCCGAACAUGAACUACAAACUCCAAACGACGGCGUCUUGGGAUUUCUUGGGGUUGAAGGAAGGAAAGAAUACAAAGCAUAACUUAGCCAUAGAGAGUGAUAUUAUCAUCGGCGUCAUCGACUCUGGGAUUUGGCCGGAAUCCGAUAGCUUUUCGGACAAAGGCUUUGGUCCUCCUCCUAAGAAAUGGAAAGGUGUUUGUUCCGGCGGCAAAAACUUCACUUGCAACAACAAGUUGAUCGGAGCAAGAGACUACACAAGCGAAGGUGCUAGGGACCUCCAAGGGCACGGUACUCACACAACGUCCACAGCUGCUGGAAACGCAGUUGAGAACACAAGUUUCUAUGGAAUCGGUAAUGGAACGGCUAGAGGCGGUGUUCCAGCCUCUAGAAUCGCAGCUUACAAAGUCUGCUCAGAGACAGAUUGUACCGCGGCAUCUCUACUGUCUGCCUUUGAUGAUGCGAUAGCAGACGGUGUUGAGCUCAUCAGCAUCUCUCUCUCGGGAGGCUAUCCCCAGAAGUACGAAAAGGACGCGAUGGCGAUUGGGGCUUUUCAUGCUAAUGUCAAGGGGAUUCUUACUGUGAACGCAGCCGGUAAUUCUGGUCCGUUUGCGGCCUCAAUCGAGAGCGUAGCGCCGUGGAUGUUAUCGGUUGCAGCCAGCACCACGAACCGUGGGUUUUUCACCAAAGUUGUUUUGGGAAACGGUAAGACACUUGUCGGAAGACCAGUGAAUGCUUUUGAUCUGAAAGGAAAGAAGUAUCCUCUUGUCUACGGAGAUACUUUCAACGAAUCUCUUGUGCAAGGAAAGAUCUUGGUUUCCGCAUUCCCAACUAGUUCAGAAGUAGCUGUUGGAUCCAUACUUAGAGACGAAUUUCAAUACUAUGCUUUCAUUAGCUCCAAGCCCUUCUCUCUUCUACCACGAGAAGAAUUUGACUCUCUCGUCUCUUACAUUAACUCCACAAGGUCCCCGCAAGGGUCUUUUCUUAAAACUGAGGCAUUCUUUAAUCAGACAGCUCCUACAGUUGCUUCCUUCUCUUCUCGCGGUCCAAACACUAUUGCAGUUGAUAUUCUUAAGCCAGAUGUAUCAGCACCAGGAGUGGAGAUUCUCGCUGCGUAUUCACCUUUGAGUUCACCAUCUGACGACAGGAUCGAUAGAAGACAUGUAAAGUACUCUGUUCUGUCAGGAACUUCGAUGGCUUGUCCACACGUUGCAGGCGUACUUUUCAUCCUGAAUGGUCUCCUUCCGUGAUCCAAUCUGCCAUCAUGA
Arabidopsis lyrata subsp. lyrata is the source of this 1563-nucleotide messenger RNA. Its product is annotated as subtilisin-like protease SBT4.7. The record is from RefSeq and is a predicted model, not a curated record. Gene Ontology annotation, molecular function: serine-type endopeptidase activity. Lineage: Eukaryota; Viridiplantae; Streptophyta; Magnoliopsida; Brassicales; Brassicaceae. Bases 1 to 1545 code for a protein of 514 amino acids. The transcript is spliced from 8 exons. Gene Ontology annotation, biological process: proteolysis.